GUUCGUCAAUCGUCGUUUAACAACAUCAUUUUCGUUGCAUGGACUCUGACAUUUUAACAUACAAAUACCGCAGAGAGCGCGAGGCGGUUUAAUAUACUUACGUGUGUUCGCGCGUUCUAAACGUUGCCUCGAGGCCGGAGUCGCAGCCCGCAGGCCGCGGCUACCGAAUUCACCAUCAAAACAUUGGCUGUAAACAUAAGUAGUCCCUGUAGGUAUCUAAGUCGCUGUGCGCAGAAAGCGUAAACACUCAUUUUCGAGCCCCGCGGUCUCCUUGUCGAUGGUCACAGAACUGUGUACUCUCGAGUAAUAUUAAUAUAUAUGAUAUCUCUGCGCGGCGUUACUCAUAUUCGCUUUUAUAAGAGUAGGUAUAUAUCCGCCGCGGGAAAAUCACCAUUGGCAUGACAAUAAAUGCAGUACACAGCUGAGCCGCAUGCAGACAAGCAAAAAUUCAGCGCACUUUGACCCGGCAGUCGGCGAGAGAUCCAGAUAUAGUUUUUUUUUUUUUUUUUUUUUUCAAAAUCGCGACAAACGUUGCAUAAGUAACGCACGCUUAUCGCUCGCGUCUGCGCCGCGAUUCGCGAACGGCGAGAUGGCAAAAAUGCAGAAUCUGUAUAUACUUAUAUAAUUAUCUCGCGCCGCAACACGUUGCGCCAGCUCCUCCCGCCGUCGUAAGUAAAUAAGUAUAUAAUAUGGAGACUGAGUAUUUGAGUUGAGACUCGUGGUCAGUCGCUCUUUUGGGGACGCGUCGGUUCUUCAGAAUUACAGUUAACCACGACUUUUUGGCCGCUUCCUUGAUCCUUCUUCGUCCGAUGAUACCUGCAGACUGCAUUAGUUGCGACACUCUUGUCGAAAAGUACAUCGUAUAUAUUUGUAAGCGCAUAAUUCGCUCGCAGCCCCUUAUCGGCGGCGCUCGACUCGCGACGUGUUUACCAUUUCUGCUUCUGGUUAUAUUAUCGUUGCAAGUAUUUUCCUUCGGCUGCCGGCAGCACCUCAGAAUUCAGAUCCGCGGCUGCUAUAUCUCUGCAGUAUAAGUACUACGAGAGCCAGUAUAGAGAAUGUGUAUGUGCAGUGUUGACAUAAUCGACAAGACGGAAAACAUCGGCUAUACUUACGGUCAAUUAUACGGUAUAACGGAUUCGCCAUCAGAUGCGACUAAUAUAGUUUCAAUAAGGACAGAAACAUAAUGGACAAGGUAAACGGCCUGAUAAUGUCCGGCAUGGAGUCAGCGGCGCAGAUGUUCAUCGGACAAGCAUUCCUCAGGCUGAUCGACCGGAUCCUCUGGAUAGUCGAAAAGUCCGUGCAGUGGAGCCUGCCCUCUGAGGAAGUUAGCGCAAAGGAGAACGGCAAGACGUUCGGCAAGGCCGAUCUGGUGAGGCCGCUGCCGUGGAUCAUCUUUCUGCCGGCUUUGCUGUUUCUGCGGAUAAUCCGGAUCGGCCUCGACGCGCUCGGUGCUAUCCUCGGCUAUCCCCAAGUCGAGCCUUCCGACAUGGUGCGCGUCAUACAGAGGGGUCGCAGGCGCAUCAGGGCCAUCAAGAGCAGCGGGCUCAAGAGCAUGAGACUGAGAAGUACUCCCGUUAUCAAGGACAGGGCGAUGAGUAUGAGGGAAGCAAGUAAGAACCUGGCCAAGUCCAUAAGGCUGACCCUAUCCACGCUCUCUUGUCUGGACUCUGCAUCCAAGACGUCUCCGUCUCCGCCCCCGACCAAAAUCCGAGUUUCCAACAUUCUGGAUGCGGCGGUACCGCCCAUGUCGGAGGAAACGUCCGGCAUCGAUUCGGCCGUAGGCAGCCCCAACCAGGACUACAGCAAACGAAAGUAUUCGGAAAUCGGCACGGACGAGUCGUCGCUGGAUGAAUCCGACGAGGAAACUCUAAUAUCUAAGAUCAAUAGGCUCGCCAAUGCAUCCGACAGCGACAAAGAUUUCAGCAUCAGCGACUGCCCAUCGGUUGGCAGAAGCGAAACAUCUGCUUCGGAAUCGGAGGCGGACGUGAGCAUCCCGCUCAGCGAGGUCGAAGACCUAAAAGCCGAGAAGGAAGAGAUGGAGAAGCAGUGGUGCGACAAUCCGCAAUGCACGAAAACAACGGGCGACAACGAACUGCACAAGCUGACCGAAUGUCUUGUAAAGUUGGAAAAGUUGAACGCGCAGCCACGCAUCAACGGCUCCAAGGAUCAGGAAGAGCCGGAAACGACGGCUGUGGUCGCGGAAAAAGACAUGCCCGAGACGUUGGCCACAAAUGGAGUCGGCCACGAUCGAGACACUGCCUACUAUUCGCCGAUUAGCUGGAAAAGCGUCUCGCCUGAAGUGUCGAUCCCCUCUGAUAAACAAGAUAAUCAUAUCGAUGUCGGAGAAAAGCCGAUGGACGAGCUCAAUAAUGGGCAACUAUACGGCGGCGAAGAAAUAAACGAAGACUGCGAUAUUGGCAGCAAGAAUUCGUGUGCCAGCGGAGUUAGCGGACAGCAGACCGGCGAAAGUAUAAAGGAGAAACAGCGAAGCUCAUCUCAGAGCAGUGGCGGUGGCGCUAGCAAGCACCAUCAGAAGCAUAAACGGGGCAAUUACGGUUUUUUUUCAGUUGAUUCAUAACAGAAAACUACUGCAGUAAUACAAAAAUAACAGUGAUCAAGAUGUAAAAAGUGACGUCAGUAACCAGUUUUAAGUACAGCACAGCCACUUCAGCAGGUCCAAAGAAUUAUAAAUUGCACACUAAAUUAUUGAAAACAAUGUCGUAAAGCUCGCACCGUUCUUUAACUUCUCAGAAGAGAAUAUAAUAAACGUAUAUUGUACUAAAAGCUAAGGUUGCGUCAUAAUGUUUUAGUGGCCAUUUCUGUAAUAAAACGUAAACCUCGGAA
Nasonia vitripennis (jewel wasp) is the source of this 2844-nucleotide messenger RNA. RefSeq lists its product as uncharacterized. Lineage: Eukaryota; Metazoa; Arthropoda; Insecta; Hymenoptera; Pteromalidae. Bases 1184 to 2578 code for a protein of 464 amino acids. The transcript is spliced from 11 exons. The record is from RefSeq and is a predicted model, not a curated record.